AUGGCCAAUGGAGUGUUUAUGACCGUGUACGACUGGGAUACCGUGCCAGCAGGUAUCAAGCCGUUCUUGAAGUCGCUGGCUGUCGAGUCGUUCCAGCGUCACAAGAGCGCAGUCGUCGAGCUGAGUGACGAGCAGCUGAAAGGAUUUGCCGACAACUUCGUCUUUGGCACAGGCUGGACCAGCGAUGUGAAGCCCAACCAGCCAGCUAUGGCUGGAAUGACUCUUAUGGACGGAUCCGUACAGGUGGGCCGUUUCAAGGAGGAUCUUCCUCCGAGUCAGGUCAAGCAAGCCAAGCAUAACAGGCAGACCAACCCCAAUGCGCCGACGAGGUACUUGAUCGGCAACCCUACAAAGCCUGAUCAAGUCCACCGGUCACGAAAGGCCAACGCGCCCGCCUACUUUCGAGCCCGUAUGGACAAGAACUGUCACAUGGUCCAACACGACUACAUUGAUGGUGUUGGCAUGUUCGUCCCCAUGGAGUACAUCGAGUUCGACAAUGGUGGCACCGAGGUCAGUGACCGCGAAAUCGAGAUUGCUUAUCGCAUGGCCGACGACCGCUGUGAGAAGGCCAUCAAGGCGUGGAAUCACGAUUUGUGCGUCUUCCUUUGGCGCAAGGCCAUCUACAACUCUAUGCAGGCCUUCCGUGAUAUUUUGAACCAGACGCAUUGCAGCCAUGAUUACGGUUUGUGUCUGAAAGAAGGGUAG
Molecule: messenger RNA, 705 nt
Organism: Pestalotiopsis fici W106-1
Lineage: Eukaryota; Fungi; Ascomycota; Sordariomycetes; Amphisphaeriales; Sporocadaceae
Exons: 2
Coding region: 1-705 (234 amino acids)
Source: RefSeq, a predicted model, not a curated record